Teleopsis dalmanni is the source of this 427-nucleotide messenger RNA. Its product is annotated as histone H3.v1-like. NCBI's taxonomy places the organism in Eukaryota, Metazoa, Arthropoda, Insecta, Diptera, Diopsidae. The transcript is spliced from 3 exons. The coding region runs from base 1 to 333 and encodes 110 amino acids. The record is from RefSeq and is a predicted model, not a curated record.
AUGUUGAAAGCAGACAAUGAAGCUGAACAAUCAGAUGAGGAAGAAGAAGAAGAGGAGGAAUCUGAGGAAGAAUCCGAAGAAUCAGAAUCUGAAGAGAGUGAAGCUGAAACAGAAAGUGAAAGUGAAGCAGAAGACGCAACAAAUACUGACAAGAAAAAUAAUUUGGAACCACGUGUGAAGAAACAUGAAAGCCGCCUAUCAGCCAUGAAGAAAUGCAAUGUCCUCUUACAAGCAAACGUAGAUAAUUUACAGGAUGAAAUCACACAAGUACGCGCCAAAGCAGCCAAUUUACAAGCCGAAUUAGACGCAGUACUGGCAGAUUUAGGAUUUUAAAUUAUAAACGUUAUUUUAGCAGAGAAUUUAUUGUGUUAACUGUUUUGCUUUUUUUUUAGGUAUUUUAUAUUCUAAUUGACAUGUAUUUAUUAAA